AUGCUCGAGCUACAGCUCCCUCACCCAAUGCCUCACGCUCUUCCUCGGGCGCCUCUCGACCUCUACACUCCACUGGCCCGCAACUCCAUGAAGCUGGACGGCGCCAUGCAGCUCCCCUACCCGAAAAUGGCCAGUGGUCGUGAUCUGGACCCCAUGCGGACAGCUUCGAGAGCGGCGCCUUUGACCCCUCCCGAUCUCCCAGGUUCUGCCGUCAGAGUGGUGUCGUUGCCGCCGACACAGGGUGCUGGACACCAGUACGGAUACCAACUACCGGCGAUUGGCAACUCGAGAUCAGCUACCGCACCUCGAAGUCCAAGCCCGCACAGGCAGUCACAGCAGCCAGCUCAAGACGUUGUGCAGACACCCAGGAAAAAAUGGUCCAUUUCGCCAAAUCUUCGGGUACCCAGCACAAUCAAUACACCGCAGGAGGGUCUUCCCCAAUUAGCUGCCGAGAUCACCUGCCUCUUCUGGUUCGAAAGCUCGACUGUGCUGAAACAGGUCUUGGAGGUCUCCUCGCCACACCAAGCGAUUCGCCCCCUCGUUCCCGACGCACACCCUACAAUUGGCUUCAAGAAAUGGGUAACCACCAUCUUGACGACUACCCAGGUCGCUCAGAAUGUGAUUCUCUUGGCAUUGCUGUUCAUCUACAGACUCAAACUCACAAACCCAACGGUCAAGGGCAAGCCAGGCAGUGAGUACCGCCUGCUGACGGUAGCACUCAUGUUGGGCAACAAGUUCUUGGAUGACAACACCUAUACGAACAAGACUUGGGCAGAGGUUUCUGGCAUUUCAGUGCAGGAAGUACACAUCAUGGAAGUGGAAUUUCUGAGCAAUAUGCGCUAUAGCCUGUUCACCUCGAAGAAGAAGUGGGAAGAGUGGCACGUUAUCCUCGGCAAGUUUGGCACUUUCUUUGACCGCGCUUCCCAGGUGCCAGCGUCUGGUACAGCUGUGAGUCCUUCAGCAUCGUCAACGCCCGUGCUCUCGAUGCCGCCAAACUUCGUCCCGUCACCACCGACCAAGCAGCGAACCUCUCCACCUACGUCGAUGAUGUAUUCCCCUAGUCAUCUGGCACCCUCGCAAACUCCGCUUUUGCAACCACAACCAACUUGUGCCACUCUGUCGCCCAUUGGUGCUCUGCCUGAAUUGGGUCCCAUUCAACGGAAGCGUAGCAUCGAUCACGAAUCUGAACCACCUUUCAAGCGACAUGCUCACGGCUUUACUCCUGGACCCUACAGCAACGCUCCCCCAAUACCUACAUUACAGACGCCUGUGAAUAGGUCCUUUGAGCCUCCUCCUUCCAUGAAUCGGCUGCCGCCUCUCCCAAGCCUUCAGAUACCUACGCCGCAUCAGGUGCCACCGCAGCAAGUCCGUAACUGGUCAGACUUGCCUCUCCCGGCUCCGGGUGGCCGAAACAACACGGGCACGGUGUACCCCCCUCCAGUACAGUGGCAGCAACCAUCCACCACUCCCAGCUCGUCAGCUCCGCCUCCCUUUAAUAAUAGUUACACGACCACGACCGAGCGUCCCCACCAGAUGAGCCCAUAUGCCCACUCCAACGGAUCAUCGCCAGUCUCUGCUUCUUUCCCAGCAUCGGCAUCACGACAAUUGUCACCAUCCUACUUCUUGAACCAGCGCCAGUCACCCUAUCGCCCCGUUCGAGGAGUCCAGACCCUCUUGGUGCCCCCGCCACAGACAUCGGUCCAGAAUCCAGCGAGGAAUAUUGCAUUUGAGCAAAUGCAAUACCAACCUCUGGGUAGACCUAUGACGGAGCGUCGUGCUGGACUUUUGCCGUAUAUGGACCGCGGUGCAUGGCCUGGAUCGAACCAGUUCAAUCAAUUACCUGCGCCGCAGCAGCCGAUAUUCCGCUAG
Molecule: messenger RNA, 1869 nt
Organism: Plenodomus lingam JN3
Lineage: Eukaryota; Fungi; Ascomycota; Dothideomycetes; Pleosporales; Leptosphaeriaceae
Biological process (GO): regulation of cyclin-dependent protein serine/threonine kinase activity
Cellular component (GO): nucleus; cyclin-dependent protein kinase holoenzyme complex
Molecular function (GO): protein kinase binding; cyclin-dependent protein serine/threonine kinase regulator activity
Source: RefSeq, a predicted model, not a curated record